This is a messenger RNA of Onychomys torridus (southern grasshopper mouse), 3645 nucleotides long. RefSeq names its product store-operated calcium entry regulator STIMATE. NCBI's taxonomy places the organism in Eukaryota, Metazoa, Chordata, Mammalia, Rodentia, Cricetidae. The record is from RefSeq and is a predicted model, not a curated record. Bases 108 to 992 code for a protein of 294 amino acids. Gene Ontology annotation, molecular function: calcium channel regulator activity. Gene Ontology annotation, cellular component: cortical endoplasmic reticulum; membrane. The transcript is spliced from 8 exons. Gene Ontology annotation, biological process: activation of store-operated calcium channel activity.
GUUACGCGCCGCGCGGAGGCGGCCGCGGUCUGAGGUACCGGCUCCCAGCUCCGGUCCCGGGUCGCGGCUGGGCGGCGCGGCCCCUCGCGCCCUGCCGCCAGGCCGUCAUGCAAGGCCCGGGAGGGAACGUGAGCCGCGGACUGCCAGGCGGGCCGGCCUCCACGGUCGCGUCCGGGGCGGGGCGCUGUGAAAGCGGCGCGCUCAUGCACAGUUUCGGCAUCUUCCUGCAGGGGCUGCUCGGCGUCGUGGCCUUCAGCACAUUGAUGCUUAAACGCUUCAGAGAACCAAAGCAUGAAAGACGACCAUGGAGGAUAUGGUUUUUAGACACUUCCAAACAAGCCAUAGGGAUGCUGUUCAUCCACUUUGCAAAUGUGUACCUAGCAGAUCUCACUGAAGAGGACCCUUGUUCACUGUACCUCAUCAACUUUCUUCUGGACGCCACUGUAGGCAUGCUUCUCAUUUAUGUGGGCGUACGCGCUAUCAGUGUCUUGGUGGAGUGGCAGCAGUGGGAGUCCCUGCGGUUUGGAGAAUAUGGAGACCCUCUGCAGUGUGGGGCCUGGGUGGGGCAGUGUGCCCUUUACAUCGUGAUCAUGAUCUUUGAAAAGUCCGUGGUCUUCAUUGUCCUGCUCAUACUCCAGUGGAAAAAGGUGGCCCUAUUGAAUCCAAUUGAAAACCCAGACCUGAAGCUGGCCAUCGUCAUGCUGAUAGUCCCCUUCUUUGUCAAUGCGUUCAUGUUCUGGGUAGUAGACAAUUUCCUCAUGAGAAAGGGGAAGACGAAAGCUAAGCUAGAAGAAAGAGGAGCCAACCCGGACUCAAGGAAUGGGAGCAAGGUUCGCUACCGGAGGGCAGCAUCCCAUGAAGAGUCAGAGUCUGAGAUCCUGAUCUCAGCUGAUGAUGAAAUGGAGGAGUCUGAUGCCGAGGAGGACCUCCGUAGACUGACCCCCCUCAAACCUGUGAAGAAGAAGAAGCACCGCUUUGGGCUGCCUGUAUGACGCACUCCCACGCUGCCAGUGACAGUCCUGGGGCCAGCCCUGCAGCAGCAACUCUUCCCUCCUCUCUCUUCCCUCCUCUUCUACCUCCGCUCCUCUUGCUGUCUCUGCCCGCUCUCCGCCAGCCUGCCCCAGACUACUGUGACUGAAGAGGGGGAAGAGGACCGUGCCCUGGCGCUGUGAGCAGCUGGAGGUCCCGCUCAGUUGCACUACAAACACUGACCAAAUAUGCAAGCGAAGAGCUGUGUUUGUUGUCAUUGUCGUCAUCGUCCCUUGGGGUGUCAUGACACCCUGUCCUGUGUCUGACCAGCAGGCGUGAUGGAAGAAAACAGAGCACACAUAGACUGUUGCGGGUCCUCGUGCUGAGGCUGGGGCCUUGUGGACAUGUGACAUGCUUGGGGUUAAUAGCCACGGGUUGACCCAAGUUGGAACAGGAAUGCUUUCUUACUCAAAAUGGCUUUUGUAACUCUUUAUUUCUAAAGCCAGUUUUAUGAGCUGUGACAGUGUUACUGUUUUUUGAGUAUGUGUUUAUUUCCUACAAAGUAUCUAUGGUCUAAUGGGCAAACAGAUUUUUAAGUCUUCCGUAUGCUGUUUGACUUUUAUAUUUUUUAAGUUAUAUUUUCAUACUACUGUAUUUAAAACUCUUUUUAAUCCCCAAAGAAAUGGAUUUGUUUGCCUUUCAUGGGGUAUGAGCUGAUGGGAGGUGGGUAAAAGUCAGGAGUUGUUUAGCCAGGAAUAUUGUUAGGUAACACCUGAUGAUGAGGUAAAGGAUCCUGAUGGGAAAGGUAGAUAGCCUUUAUCUGCAGUCAGAAAUCCACAGUGUGUUAAGGUCAGACCUGGGCAGGAGGCAGCUGUUCCAAAUAGAUCUGUAUGCUCCAGCGUGUGGGAGCAGAGCCAGGGCAUACAAGCUGGCAUGUCAGAGGCUUUGGUUAAACCUGACUGAGGAAGGAGUUCAAGAGUUAGACAUUUGUGUCCAGAGGACUCAAGACCACCAGGCUCCUUCUGUUGGUUUCCUGCCUCUCUCGGGGCUUCCAAAUCUCAAAUGAGAGCAUGGUCCCAGCCUCUGCUCCCAGUAAAGCAGCUCGAAGAACCAACCUUUGCCUUGGUGCCUGUCACCAGCUGUCACCUGCUUGCUUGCUCAGCUGCCUGGCCAGAGCAGCCUGUUGUCAUGCCCUCCAAAGUCGUGAGGCGGCAGGGGCGGAACAGCCUCCAGUGAGAGCUGUGUCUUACUGUGUAGCUAGUAUGAGGUAUUUCUAGACUAUGGCUCCUCUUGGUGGUUCCACCCUCUUCUCAGCCUGGCCACAGUUUCCAGCAGGGCAGAGCUUCUGAUGGCUUGUCCUCCAGCACGCAGGCACAGUCAGUGGUAAGGAGCGUAAGGACACCCCACUACUUCCUGGUGUGGCUUAGGCCUUAGGUGAGGCGAGCACAGAGGAGCCGACUCUCCUCAGAUCCUUCUGAACCUAAGAAUGUGUUGUGCUUAAGCAUCCAGGAUCUAAGUAUGCUUGUGGCAUGUGAACCCAGCCUUUAUCCAGAGUACCUGGGGCUGUCCUCAGCCACUUGAAGUCUUACUUGUCCUAGACAGAGGGUGUACUCCGGGGUGCCUCUCUUGGCUCAUCUUCUCGUACAAGCACCACUGAGAAGAGAGAUUGCUGUUGGACGCUUCACAGCCGGGUGAGGCCGAGGCCGGUGACCUGUGAAAUGGUUUGGUCAGGCCUACAUUGUUCCUGUUUCCUAUUUCCUUUCCCUCCUACAACCCUGGUCAUUCCCUUCCCCCUCUCUAGUGAGGAUGCACUGAGCGGCAAGAGUACAACUGGAACUCCUGAGGAGAUGGUCAGCUCCUAGUGGCGUUGCUGAUGUCAUCCUCACACCCCGUCCUGUUUCACUGUGCUAGAGAUGACCAUCCUUCUGGAGCUCAGGGUUGGAACCUCAUUUCCAAACCAGCCACAGAGGUGGGUAACCACUGCCAAGGAUGGAAACUCCAGUUGCACAGGCCUCCCAGAGGUGAUCUGUAAGGUCCUCCCAGCGCCGGAGCGCAGGGCCUGAGGAACAGAGGAAGUGAGGGAUCCUGAUUCUCACUAAGGGCUCGAGGCUCUGAGCUGCAGCUGUGGAGCCGGCUCAGCAGGAAAGGAGGUUCAGCGGGUGUCUGAUAUUGGAGCCUGUGUGCAGGCUCGGUGUGUUCACCCUUCCCCCUUUCCUGUGUGGAUGUGUGCAUGCACACAUGCAGCAUAAGCACAUACACUCACACCAUGCUGCAUCCCUCAGGAGAGCCUCCAGUGGUCGCUAAGGCCUUCCUGUUGCCAUGGUGCACUGCCUCACUAGAGUGGAUGUAGAGGGCUCUGAUCAGGAUGUCUUCCUAAGCUGUCCUCCCUCCCUGGAAUGAGUGUCCCCAUCACUUGUUCCAAGGUGCCUUAUGAGGUGGGACCUUUUAUUGGCUGAUGGCAAGACAUCACCAGGCUGGCGGGGAGGGGCGGGGUGGAUGGAAUGCUGGCUUAGCUAUGGUGUGCUGUCAGUCUGAUUUGUCCAAAUCUGUGUCUUGGCCAAGCUGUUCUUGGUGGAAGCUUGCAAGCCAAGGCGAUGAAUGAGUUUUUUGUAACUAACAGAAAUAAACCGAUGAGAGAGCUGACACCUGACAAAGAGAUGGUGGUUAUUGGUUUUG